Molecule: messenger RNA, 2684 nt
Organism: Musa acuminata AAA Group (dessert banana)
Lineage: Eukaryota; Viridiplantae; Streptophyta; Magnoliopsida; Zingiberales; Musaceae
Exons: 5
Coding region: 235-735 (166 amino acids)
Source: RefSeq, a predicted model, not a curated record
AUUCCUUCUCCUUCCCAAUCUCUUUUCUCUCAACCGACCAGGGAAAGGUAAGUCGUAUAAAGAGCCCCCCACCAUUGCUGCCCUUCACUUCAUUCCAACUACUCUGUUUCUGAAUAAGAAAGAAAUUCCACUGGCAUCACUUACUUCCCCUAUCUGAAGACACAAGCUGCAGCGGCAUGUUUCUAUUUGUUCUUCUUUGCUUGCUGCCGUGUCCGCCACUCCCCUUCCUUCCUCAUGCUGUUUGCGUAUGCGAAGAAGCACAAUAAAGGUGGCGGAGAUGGUUAUCGGGCCGGAGAAGGAGAUCGUUGGGCUUGUCCGCGGGUGCAUCAAGACCGUGGCCUGAGGCACCCCCCUUGCCUUGUUAUUACCCUCACCCUCGAAGCACCACGCCGCCCCCAUCUAUGCGAAGGUGGACCUCCGUGGUCUAAGGAGAAGGGGGCGGGGUAUGGCGACGGCGAAGGACAACGAGUCGUCUUUCCGCCUCUUCACUGGGCGGUGCGGUUACUCCAAGUUCCGCACCCCCGCCAUCCCGGUGCACCCCGUGUUAGCCCCCACCGCCUUCCCCUUCCCCCAUGCGUCGCCAUCCUCCGCCUCACCCUCGCCGAUGCCCAGGCCCUGUACCGCCGCCGCUUCGCCGCCACCGAGUUCUUCCCCCGCAACAUCGACACCGUGCUCGCCAACCCGUUCUCCCUGGGCACCUUCCUCGCCGUCCCUCCUUACCCCGUGAUCCCGUGAACACACACGUGAACGACCGCGCGUCCCGUCCGUGAUCCCUCCCACCCGUGAACUCCGUAACAGAGCGUGAGCGUGGGGGAUUGGUAGCAGAAUAGACUUGCCAGUAAAGCACAUGCAUUUGGACUGGUUCCUAAGCUCUGAUCACUUAUUUGUGAGGAUAGAACUACUCCGACAUAAUAAAUAUUGGGUCCAAUUCUCAGAAAAUAUGUUGUUAGUGAACCUUUAUACCAGAGUUGUGGUGUCAGCACGGAUGUCCCGGAUGUACAAGAUUGCCCGCGUGAAUACUUGGGCAACGAAAGUCAUCGUCCGAUUGGGUCGAGCUCGAACCUCACUUUCGGAAGCGGGGGUUUCCCCUUGAUUAGUCGCCUCCUUCCUUAUCUUCUGACUCCUGCACACAGGUCGAGGUUAGGAGGAGAAUUUUUCGACUCGAUCUCUCCAAAAAUUUAGUUAGAGCUGAGUGAAAACAAGAGAAAAUCCCCUUUAUGAUUGGCCUGACGAUGGGUUUUUAUACCCUGCGCAUGGGGACCAAUUGUACCUGACACAUUUAUGGCCAUCGUCCCUUUAAACGGCGAACUCACUUCUCGUGCGGACAUCGGACGUCCUUUGUGUCUCGGCGUCGAACAGUGGUGUCACACUCGAUCGGUGCCAUCCUGAUCCGACAGGGCAGUAUUGUACUCGGUCGACGUUGUCCCAAUAUUUAUGGGGCGGCGUCGUACUCGGUCGGCAAUGUCUCGACCUUUGCGAGGCAUUGUCGUACUGGAGGGGCGUGGUGCCGACAUGGUUCGUCAUGUUGACUUUGAUGCUCCUGGUUAGGGUAUGUUCCCAAAUUGUGCCCUAUCAUAUGUGCAUCAGAAUAAUCUAAUUGUCCAUUGUUUGCUGAGCCAUUGAAGCCUUCUUUUUCCUCAAUUGAUGUUGCGUUUGCCACUGAUGGAUAAGCUCGCCCAUCUUUUGGAUUGGCCUUCGAUGGGCCUAAAGGUAAUGGAACAAAGCCCAAGGCACAGCCAUGGUUAGGACUAUAGCGAGCCUGUGGUACGUCAACAACCUUAAAGGCAACGUUGAUCUAACCGUCUAUUCGUACAUGCGAACCCGAACCAACGUUGAUCUCCAUGGCUCGUCCGUUCUCUGAGUACGCUAAUCUUGACGCUUUUCCCCAAAAAUCGACGGCAAGAUCAGAGGCCACCGCUUCGUGUAUAGGUCGUUACCUUUACGGAAACGCAAUGCAAGUUCGAUAUUUCUUUACCACCCACCCCGUUCUCCCCCGCGCCUCCGAUUGCUGUUCCUCUUUUCCUCCACCGGCCACGGUCGUCGACUUCCUGCGUCGCCUCUGCAAUCUUCCUCCGACUUCUGCGCCCAUGGCUGAGGACCUAAAUCUCUGUGACUUUUAAGCUUGCACUUUGUUAUGUGUAGUGUUUGAGUUCUAUCCUUCAGCUAUCAGAACCCACUUCUUAUGAAAUUAUCAUGGCAAGGUUCAAAAUACUGUUGUCCUCAAGGUUGGUAUGUCAUGUGAAGGAUGCGUUGGAGCUGUUAAAAGGGUUCUAACCAAAAUGGAAGGCGUCAGAGUCCUUCAACGUUGAUCUGAAAGAGCAAAAAGUGACUGUGAAAGGCAAUGUGAAACCUGAAGUUGUUCUUCAAACUGUCUCAAAAACAGGCAAAAAGACUUCCUUUUGUGAUGCCGAACCUGAAACCAAUGAGGCUAUUGCAUGAUGAUGAUAUCCUACUUUCAUGCAACCUUUUACCAAAUAAAUUGGACUCUUUAUGUCGUAUGAUCUGUUAGUAUGUUAUGUUGCAGAGCUUGGUUCUUGUUACAGGUUGAGUACAUACUGAUUAUUAUCUGAUCAACUGUGACAUAUCCCUUCCAGUAUGCUUGUGACAACCGUCAAGCAUACUCUACUUACGGGUUAAUGGUUAUCUUCAUGUGCUCAAUUUCAAUGGAAUUUGGUUUGCUCAAA